UAAGAGUUUUGUCGUGGAGCGUCUUACAUUGAACAACAUCCACAUCUCGCUGUGUUGGAGUUUCAUAAGAAAGGACGUCAUAGAGGAAUGUAAAUUGACUUUUUGACUGAAGUGGUUGGAGAAAUUUGACUUGGUCAGUCAGUACAGAUGAUAGUGCUUGACUUGCUGCUGUCUACCACCACUGUACCGUCACUGUACCGCCACUGUACCACCACUGUACCACCACUGUACCGCCCUUGUACCACCACUGUACCGCCCUUGUACCACAACUCUAACACGACCGUACCACGUCUAUACCAGUGAGAUCAAAACGCCCCACUCCCUACACAAGCCAUGAAGUCUCGUCUAGUGCUCACGCUGGUUCUCGUGUUCUCCCUACAACACCAAGUCCAGCCUGACGCCCUUAUUAAAACCACUGACGCCGGCACCAAAUACGUCGGCGUCGGCUACACAAUGGAGUUCGACAACACCGAGUACACCCUGGCUAAGUUUCGUGGCAUCCCUUUCGCCAAACCUCCAACCGGAAAUCUCCGGUUCGCCAAACCUCAAGCGCCUGUUGUAGGUGAGCAGUACGACGCGAGGGAGUUUAAAAGUGUGUGCAUGCAGCCACCCAAACCAUUGGAUGCUUGCUUAAUCCACCAACCUAUCGACGAGGAUUGUUUGUAUUUGAAUGUGUAUGUGCCACUGCCCGGAUGGACUGCCAGUGACGUCAACGACACCGCGAUAGACUCGCAUAAAGUUUUGGCUGAUGCCAUGUCGAGUGCCAAGAGUUUGCCUGACGGUGCCAGCCACGCCGUGUUUGUGUAUGUGUACGGAGGGGCGUGGCUAGAGGGAAACGGCAACUGCUAUGACGGCUCGGUCUUGGCUGGGUUGGGCGAGGUCAUCGUCGUGACCUUCAACUACCGGUUAGGUCUUCUGGGGUUCGCAACCACAGAAGAUGACGUCAUACCCGGCAACGCUGGUCUCUGGGAUCAAGUUUUCGCGUUAAAGUGGGUCAAGGACAAUAUUGAGAAAUUUGGCGGGGAUGUGAGUAAAAUCACGGUGGGUGGGAACUCAGCAGGAAGUAUGAACAUAUUGGUGCACAGUCUGUUUCAGGAAGACGAGCAGCUGUUUCACAGAGUCCUGGCAAUGAGCGGAGACGCUUCGUUUAACAAAGUGACCAGCACUGUUGGCUACAAGUCGACCUUGACCGCGGCGAAGGCACUGGGAUGUAGCCCACAACCCAGCAAACAAGAACUGAAGACGUGUCUCCUGAAUCUCAACCAGACCGACUUUGUCGGCUUGCUCCCACCCAGCGAGAUGUCGUUUGGGCUACCGUUUCUCCCAACGCUUGAAGCCCCCCUCAUCCCCCUACACCCGAGCUCUGUUUUAAGCGGAAGUUACGACCCCAGCAAGAUGGCCGUCCUCUCCAGGUUCGCCAAGAAAGACAUCCUCACUGGUAUCGUAUCAGAAGAUGGGGAGGUCAUGUACCAAAUCUGGCGAAUCCUCACUCAAGCCCCAACCAACAGUACCUACAUCACACUCGAUUACAUCAAAACCAUGAUCUUCCAACUCCUGGCUUCUCGAUACGACGAAGAUAUCGACACAUAUAAGUAUGUAAUCGAAGCUGCCGUGGAUCGAUACCUGGACUGGGCUAAUAUAAACGACGACGUUAAAAGAAGCAGAGAAGCGAUUACGAUUAUCACCGACAUGUGCUUUGUGCUGCCGAUGAUCUCAACUUUAAACACGCACAUCGCGACCCAAGAGGCGCUCACGUUGAGCCCGGGCGGCCACAGGUAUGUCUACAGGUUCAAGACACCAAAAACAAGUCUGCUGUACCAGACGUAUGUGUUCAGCUGGUUCGAGGGAACUCACCACGACGCCGACAUACCAUAUGUGUUUGGGGGCAUCAACCAGUCGGAGCCAGAAGAUGUUCAGCUCUCUAAAGCUUUAAUGACGUAUUGGACAAGCUUCAUCAAAACAGGGAGCCCGAAUCCUUCAACCAACAGCCUUAACCUCCCCCAAUGGGAUCAGUACACAAGCACCAACAAGAACAUUCUGGAGCUGAAGACGACCCCCGAGCAGACGACCCACUUUGCGGAAGACGCCGUCCAUUUUUGGUGGGAUUAUCUGCCCGGAGUCAAGCAGCGUCUGUGUAGUCAGGGAGUCAGAAGCACCAGCGUCAGUCUAGCUGUUGUCUUUACCCUACCUCUAUCUCUGGUUAGCCGUUUCGUUUAACGGGAGCUGGAUUGGUUUCAGUGGCGUCCGAUUAGCCAAUCUGUACCUUCUGAUUUAGCCAACUAACGGAAGCUGAGUUUACAUUUUUUUAUCACUUUGAAAAUCGUCUAGCUGUAAAUAACUCGAACACAAUGGCCUACAUCUUUAUUACUAUCUACUUAAAGCUUAAUUUAAAAAAAAUAGAUUUGAGCUUCUUUUCUUUUUUAAAUGUUGUACAUAGCAAAUCGUUUACGAAAUACGAAUCCGUCCUUAAAAAUUUGAAGAAAGUAAAAAUUCAGUUUAAAAGUACUUAAAUAUAAUUUUAUAUUUUUUGAUCCACAUUGGAGUCAAGCAUUAGAAUCUCGCUUACAAGAGAUGUUUUUACUUCAGGUUAAGAAACGGGGGAAAAAUAGUAAAGGCUUACAGAGAAACAUUUCUUGUUGAAACUGUCUCUAGUUUCUGUUUAAAUAAAUUGCGCUGACUAUUUGAUUCUGUUUUCGCCAGAAGUUGGCCGUAUUAAAAAAAGACGUAGUAUAAAGGUAAUUGAUAAUGCUGCUUUGGAUUUUAUGUAAAAAUAAUUGACAAAAAUGUAAAAAUAAGAUUUAUUUUUAA
Physella acuta is the source of this 2808-nucleotide messenger RNA. RefSeq names its product acetylcholinesterase-like. Lineage: Eukaryota; Metazoa; Mollusca; Gastropoda; Physidae. The record is from RefSeq and is a predicted model, not a curated record.